Trichomonas vaginalis G3 is the source of this 798-nucleotide messenger RNA. RefSeq lists its product as uncharacterized. The record is from RefSeq and is a predicted model, not a curated record. Lineage: Eukaryota; Parabasalia; Trichomonadida; Trichomonadidae. Bases 1 to 798 code for a protein of 265 amino acids. The transcript has a single exon.
AUGAAGUUUUCGAUAGUUGAUGUAAGGAAGAUACCAUUCACCAGGGCUAAACAAGAACUCAUCGAAAUGAACAAAACACCUUACCAAAUGUUUUACGAGGAGUUUUAUGAAAAGUUUGUAUCCGGAUGGAAUUGUACAGAGUGCUACAGAAGAUAUAAAGAAUUUGCGAAGGAGAAUGAAUUCUUUGCAUGUAGUUCAAAUGUAUUUGGCGGCAAGAUGAGAGAAUUUGUGAAGAGAAGUAGAAAGCGAGACGGUUCUGCAAGAAGUUAUAUUUACGAAGCAAGUAUGAUAUUAGAAGGUCGUGGAAAGAAAGAAACAGUGAAUUAUGAGGAAGUGUUUGAAAAAUUCAUGGAGUACAUGGGAAGCAAUAUAACAUACAACAAAGACAUAUACAGUGAGUUUAAGUACUACUGUGAACAGCAUGAGAUUGAAGUAAUGAGUAAAGGAGACUUUGAAACGCUUAUGAAAGACAGUGAGGAGGUCAUACAUGAGAACAGUGUUGAAAUAGUUCAUGAGAACAGUGAGGAGGUCGUUCAUGAGAACAGUGAUGAAAUAGUUCACGAUGUCGUUCGUGAAGAAGCCAUUGCAACAAAGAAUGAGAUAAAGGAUUUCAUAGAACUUAACAAGGAGGAGUUUAAAGAAGGCUAUGAAGUGAAAAGAUGUGAAGAAGAUUUCUUGGCGUAUUUGAAGAAAAAGAGACUAAAGCCAAUGGCUCAAAAUAAGUUUCAAUCGAUGUUUGAAAAGAAACGUUUGAGCUAUGGUGGUGUAAGAAGCACAUAUUACUUUGUUAAGAAGUGA